Messenger RNA from Kalmanozyma brasiliensis GHG001, 498 nucleotides. RefSeq names its product Glycine cleavage H-protein. Bases 1 to 498 code for a protein of 165 amino acids. Lineage: Eukaryota; Fungi; Basidiomycota; Ustilaginomycetes; Ustilaginales. Gene Ontology annotation, biological process: glycine decarboxylation via glycine cleavage system; protein lipoylation. The record is from RefSeq and is a predicted model, not a curated record. Gene Ontology annotation, cellular component: mitochondrion; cytoplasm; glycine cleavage complex. The transcript is spliced from 4 exons.
AUGCUCGCUGCCAUUCGUCCAACCGUCCAGAUUCUCAGCAGGUCUGCUGUCCGCGUUGCACCCAGGCCAUUCGCGGCCCCGCUGAUGCGAGCAGGGUUUACUUCCAGCGUACGAGUCAACGGCGUGCAGAAGCGAUUCACCGAGGAGCACGAAUGGGUCUCUUUUGACGAUGCCACCAACAUUGGUACCGUUGGAAUCACCGACUACGCACAGAAGGCGCUCGGCGAUGUCGUGUUCAUCGAGCUUCCCGAGGCUGGUGCUCAGGUCAAGAAGGGAGAUGACAUCGGGGCUGUCGAAUCCGUGAAGGCUGCUUCGGACAUCUACGCACCUGUCUCUGGCCAGAUUGAGGCUGUCAACGAGAAGCUCAAUGACGAGCCCAGCUUGCUCAACAAGCAGCCCGAAAGCGAUGGCUGGCUCUGCCAGAUCAAGCUCUCGAACCCUUCCGACUUCGAGACGCUCCUUACCGCCGAAGCUUACCAGAAGAUCUGCGAGAACUAA